Messenger RNA from Branchiostoma floridae (Florida lancelet), 2599 nucleotides. Its product is annotated as G-protein coupled receptor 54-like. The transcript has 10 exons. NCBI's taxonomy places the organism in Eukaryota, Metazoa, Chordata, Leptocardii, Amphioxiformes, Branchiostomatidae. Gene Ontology annotation, biological process: neuropeptide signaling pathway. Bases 363 to 1694 code for a protein of 443 amino acids. Gene Ontology annotation, cellular component: membrane. Gene Ontology annotation, molecular function: G protein-coupled peptide receptor activity. The record is from RefSeq and is a predicted model, not a curated record.
CCUCAAAUGAGACAAGGCGCAUUGCUUCUUCAACCUGCUACAGGUGGCAGCCAUGCGAUGCGGCUUCUCUACGAUCGUUAGUUCAAAAAUAGCCCUGCCCUACUUAUAGAUAGAGAUAGUCUGUUGUCCACCCGUUUGCGGUCUUAUCUUAUUGCAAAGUCGUGGGGGUGAGCACAAUCCCCGUAGAGUAGAAGCGUUCCUUGGCGAAACCCCCUGCGGCAUGACCCUCCCCCGCCCCCGAAGCGCCACGGGUGGCGGCCCGCUAGAUCUGCCGGCAGUCAGUCAGCAGCCGCUGGGACAGCCGUGCUGUUGAGGGCUCGCUCGCCGCUUCUUCGCACAACCUAGCGCGCUGUGUCUAAUCGAUGAUGGCGGACCCUAACCUGACGAUCAGUCUUCCUGACAACGCGACGUGGGAGCUGGACUCGUUCGUGACGUCAAACGUCACUCAGAGCACGCCGCCAGGUAUACCAGAACCGGCAGAGGCCGUUGUGAAGCCGCUCCAGCUCGGGGUGGAGGCAUGGGUGGUGCCGCUUGUCUUCUCCAUCAUCACGCUGGUGGGCGUGACCGGAAAUGGCCUGGUCAUCUACGUCAUCGCCAGGUACGGCCAGAUGAAGACCGUGACGAAUUACUACCUGCUGAACCUGGCCGUGGUGGACCUGUCCUUCCUCCUGUGCUGCGUGCCCUUCACCGCCAUCAUCUUCGCCACCAACGACUGGAUGUUCGGCAGCUUCAUGUGCAAGUUCGUCUUUUAUUUCAUGCAGGUCACGUUCACGGCCACGGGGCUGACCUUGGCAGCCCUUAGCCUUGACCGUUACUACGCCAUCAUCCACCCCAUCGGCUCCAUGUACUACCGGACCCCCCGCACGGCUUUCCUGGUCAACGCCGUGGUAUGGGCAGCGGCGUUUGUGCUGGCCUCUCCCGUGGCGGUGGCCUAUCAGCAGUGGGAGGGCAACUUCCAAGGACCCCGCACCUACUGCACUGAUGUGAGGAACAUUAGGAUUUGUCUUUCUGAAUUGCAUGGCUAUUUUCGUCUUCUUCAGCAUUGGUCUAACCAGAACUGGCGCAAGGCGUACUGGGUAAUCAUGGUGGUGCUGUGUUUCGUCAUCCCCCUGGCCGUGUGCACCUUCACCAGUGCGCAUGUCUUCCACCGGCUCUGGAAGAAAUCCGCCUCCCAGCCGCUCGUGACGUCCAACCAGCAUAGGGCACUGAUGCGCAAACGCAAGGUGUGCCGCAUGGUGGUUGCCGUCGUGGUGAUCUUCACCAUCUGCUGGGCGCCCAACCACAUCAUCAACCUGUGGGUCCUGCUGGACGACGACUUCCCGGAGACAUGGGUCAUGUUCGGGGUCAAGGUGGCUGCGCUGUGCCUGAGCUACGCCAACUCCUCCAUCAACCCGAUCAUCUACGCCUUUAUGGGGGAGAACUUCCGCAAGAGGUUCAAGAAGGCCUUCCCCAAGGUGUUCCAUGCCAACAGGGUCAUGCCGCUGGCCCUGUCUGCUCGUCAAGUCAUGCCGGUCCUCCAGGGCGGAGCCAAUGGCGACAGGCUCCUCAAUCCUCCCGAGGGCUGCGCUGUGAUUGGUGGAGCCGAGCCGGGGUCAUCUAAGGACGACGACCACGCGGACAUCAAGGGGACCAGGUCUGACCGGGUGGAGGUCAUCAGCACCGAACCGCUGAAUCGUCAGGCUGGCGCGAUGUAAAAUCACGUGAUGAAGACGUGAUCAAAUCGUGAAAGACAGGUGGCCAGUAUAGACAGGAUUCUUAAUAAUGCAUUGAUACUUAUCUUAAGAUAAAUUUUCUAACCCUAAAUGGGAAAUAUUGAUAAACAUUCAAUUUGAUAAAUACAGUCAGUAGCAAUGGGAUAUAGUGAAUCUGUCUAUAGACUAGUGAUCGCACAAGGGGCUUGAGGAACAUGGACUAUAGACAUAAGUCUGAAUGAAGACAAUGCGAUUAUCAUAUCGACAUAUCCAAGAGACUACCAAAAAGUGGUCACUGAUACAAGAUUAGUAGGCUAGUAUUGACCAAUUGAUAAUAUUUCGUAGUGUUUGAAGCUGAACAAGCGGCCUUUUUAACCUUGACAGAGGUAUCCGGGUUUCGACAGAAAACAUAUUAAGCUGAAUAUGAUAUUUUCAUAAAGGUAGAUAUAGCUCUGUCUACAACAUCAUACCGACUGCCAAGCACCUUUGACCCUUUGCUGACAUCACACUACCGUUCCGGAUAUGUGACUUAGGCUCUGUGAGAAGGAUCAGAGGACUGAUCGAAAGCUUGUUGGUAAGCGCUUUAUUUUGUGCACGGAUAUAUGGUCCUAAAAUUGUAACAUAACAUCUUUUUAACAUGCUACUGUUCAGUAGAACACACCAAGCUUUCUUUAUAAAUACAUACUUAGUCUGUUAUGUGCUUAGAUAUCAGUAAGAAAACAGAUUACAUGUUAUGCUUGAAAGGAAAGAUAUCAACAAUGUAUUUUUGAUCUUGACGCGAUUGUAAAUAGCUGUUAAGAUAUCGGUAUUUCAAUUUUUUGUGUUUGAAUAUCUAAUGAUUAACUUGAAUAUGUCAGUGAGUAACAGACUGUAUUGAGAAUUUUAUCUCGUGCUACAAUGUAAGAAAC